Molecule: messenger RNA, 1247 nt
Organism: Python bivittatus (Burmese python)
Lineage: Eukaryota; Metazoa; Chordata; Lepidosauria; Squamata; Pythonidae
Product: macrophage metalloelastase
Biological process (GO): collagen catabolic process; extracellular matrix organization; proteolysis
Cellular component (GO): extracellular matrix
Molecular function (GO): metalloendopeptidase activity; zinc ion binding
Source: RefSeq, a predicted model, not a curated record
CUUGAACAAAAAAAGUUUCAGAAACAUGCAGAGAAAAGCAGACAAAAAGCAACCAUAAAGUGAGUCACCUGGACUUUUACAACAUGUCACUGGUCACUCAGACUUAUAUAAGCUGGUGUUCUUGGGCUUCAAGAUACUGAAGACCAAAGACUUGCCUCUUUAAAGCUGGUUCGUAAACUCCACCAUGAAGCACUUGGUGGUCUUGAGUGCUCUGAUGCUGCUGCCAUGCAACAUUGCCUUUCCAUUGUCCAAUCCCCAAUCUGCACUAUCCAGCUCCAAGGACCUGAAAUUUAUAGAGGCUUACCUUGAUCGCUUUUUCCCACAAAUUGAUAAAGCAAUCAAGCAAACCUUAGAAGAACGGAUCAGAGUAAUGCAGAGGUUCUUCCAUUUGACUGUAACGGGGAAGAUAGAUACUGAAACAAUCAAGGUAAUGGAACAGCCCAGGUGUGGAGUUCCAGAUCUCUUGGAAUUCAGGAAAUUUCCAGGAGCACCAAAAUGGAAUAAAAAUAUAUUGACGUACAGGAUUAACAACUACACCCCUGAUAUGCCUAAACACAAAGUAGACAAAGCCAUAGCAAACGCACUGAAAGUGUGGAGUGAUGUGACCCCCCUACAGUUCAGAAGGACCACCAGACCUGCUGAUAUUGAAAUCCUUUUUGCUUAUGGUGAUCAUGGUGAUGCUCCUUUUGAUGGAAGAGGUGGAAUUCUGGCACAUGCUUUUGCCCCUGGACCAGGCCUAGGUGGUGAUGCUCACUUUGAUGAGGAUGAGGCCUGGUCAGAAGUCGAUAAAGAAAUUAAUCUAUUCCUUGUUGCUGCACAUGAAUUUGGGCAUUCCCUGGGACUAGCUCACUCUGAUGUCCGUGGUGCCUUGAUGUUUCCUACCUACUCCUAUGUGAAUCCAAACAAUUUUCGUCUUCCAGAUGAUGAUCGGCGAGGAAUUCAGAGUUUAUAUGGAAGGAAGACGAAUUAAUAUGGGAAAAAAUGGAACGGACCUAUUUUGUAUUGAAACCCAUUUAUCAUGAGUUCUCCAUCACCGGAGGCCUUUAAGAAGAGGCUGAAUAGCUGUCUGUCUGUCUGCCUGUCUGAGAUUCUCUACUGAUCUUUGCACUGAGCUAGAGGUUGGACUGGAUAGCCUCAAGGGCGCCUUCCAACUCUAUGAUUCCAUGAUUUUACCAAUGCAAAAUCACAAGAAUUCAUGCAGUUUUGAAGGAAGAAUUGUGAAAUGAAUAAUAAAGGCUAAAUGAAUG